This is a messenger RNA of Capra hircus (goat), 1549 nucleotides long. RefSeq names its product G protein-coupled receptor 101 (gene GPR101). The record is from RefSeq and is a predicted model, not a curated record. Gene Ontology annotation, cellular component: membrane. The coding region runs from base 1 to 1512 and encodes 503 amino acids. Lineage: Eukaryota; Metazoa; Chordata; Mammalia; Artiodactyla; Bovidae. Gene Ontology annotation, molecular function: G protein-coupled receptor activity. Gene Ontology annotation, biological process: adenylate cyclase-activating adrenergic receptor signaling pathway. The transcript has a single exon.
AUGGCGUCCACCUGCACCAACAGCACGCGCGAAAACAACAGCAGCCACGCGUGCAUGCCCCUCUCCAAAAUGCCCAUCAGCCUGGCGCAUGGCAUCAUUCGCUCGAGUGUUCUGCUCAUCUUCCUCACCGCCUCCUUCGUGGGCAACAUAGUGCUGGCGUUCGUGCUGCAGCGCAAGCCUCAGCUGCUGCAGGUGACCAACCGCUUCAUCUUUAACCUCCUCGUCACUGACCUGCUGCAGAUCUCGCUCGUGGCCCCCUGGGUGGUGGCCACCUCCGUACCCAUCUUCUGGCCCCUCAACAGCCAUUUCUGCACUGCCCUGGUUAGCCUCACUCACCUGUUCGCCUUUGCCAGCGUCAACACCAUCGUGGUGGUGUCCGUGGAUCGCUACCUGUCCAUCAUCCACCCUCUCUCCUACCCAGCAAAGAUGACCCCACGCCGGGGCUACCUGCUCCUCUAUGGCACCUGGAUCGUGGCCAUCCUGCAGAGCACUCCCCCACUCUAUGGCUGGGGCCAGGCUGCCUUCGAUGAGCGCAAUGCCCUUUGCUCCAUGAUCUGGGGGGCCAGCCCCAGCUACACAAUUGUCAGUGUCGUGUCCUUCAUCGUCAUCCCGCUGAUUGUCAUGAUUGCCUGCUACUCUGUGGUGUUCGGGGCUGCCCGCCGGCAGCACGCACUGCUCUACAACGUCAAGAGCCACAGCUUGGAAGUGCGAGCCAAGGACCGGGUGGAGAAUGAGAACGAAGAGGGCAGCAAGAAGGAUGAGUUCCAGAGCGAGAGUGAGUUCCAUGGCCAGGAUGAAGGUGAGGUCAAGGCCAAGGAGGACAGCGUGGAAGCCAUGGAGGGCAGCAAGAAGGCCAAAAAAGGGAGCGUGGAGACUGGUGAGGGGAGCAUGGAGGCCACUGGCAGUGAAGAGGUCAGAGAAAGCAACUCUUUGGUGGCCAAAGGCAGCACCAAAAUUCAGAGCAGCAGAAAGGCAGACAAGGGCCGCCUAGAGGUCACCCAGUGCAACAUUGACCUGGGUGAAGACGACCUAGAGUUUGGUGAGGAUGACCUCCAUUUCAGUGAGGAUGACAUCGAGGCAGUGAACAUUCCAGAGAGUCUCCCAGUCAGUCGUCGAAACAGCAAUGGUGACCCCCCUCUGCCCAGGUGCUACCAGUGCAAAGCUGCUAAAGUGAUCUUCCUCAUCAUCUUCUCCUACGUGCUCUCCCUGGGGCCCUACUGCUUUCUAGCAGUCCUGGCCGUGUGGGUGGAUGUCCAAACCAAGGUACCCCAGUGGGUGAUCACCAUAAUUAUCUGGCUUUUCUUCCUGCAGUGCUGCAUCCACCCCUACGUCUAUGGCUACAUGCACAAGACCAUCAAGAAGGAGAUCCAGGACAUGCUGAAGAAGUUUUUCUGCAAGGAGAAGCCCCCCAAAGAAAACAGCCACCCAGACCUGCCCGGAACCGAAGCCGGCACCGAGGGUGGAACUGAAGGCAAGAUCGUCCCUUCUCAUGAUUCUGCCACUUCGCCUUGAAGUUGGUUCUAAGGUAAACCUUGAACUGUUCACAGAA